AUGGGAUUUUUCUCAGAUGUUACCUUCCCGGUAAAAGAUGUCAACGGCGGAACAGGACGACUAAUCGGCUUGGUUGGAGAAGUACCUAUCGACUGGCGACCUUGGACAUCCUCAAAUUCGGUCGAUAUUAUCGAACGGGACGGCACCUACCUCAUAUUCAACUACCCGGAACACAACGUGCAACUCGAACUCAAGACCAUGGGCCUCACUGCGGACAACGGACUUAGCGAAAAUCGCGAACGCGCCGGGCCGGAACGUCACCGGUGGCGUGAGAAGCCGCCGCAAGACGCGCCUCACGUGCUCGCCACGCGACUACCGGUCAUGGAGGAAUGCGACUCUCGAUCUUAUCUCUCAGCAACACCGCCACCCCGACGCCCGACGACCGACACCGACACCGACAAUCUUUUGGACGACAUCGCCGCUCCUUCGAACUCGCAACUCGCUCGCGCCCAGUCAAGAGGCAAUUCCACGGACCUCGAUUACGACGAAUGCCAACGCGUUCAGGCGUGUAUUGACGCGGCCAUCCGGUCGGGUCAAGGAGAUCCUUAUCAUGCCCGCCUCUUCACUCGACCACUGCGCGGCGGGGAAUGGACGCCCCUCGAAGACUCGAUCGCCCAUCUCCCAACGGGGAUGCGCAGGUUACUCGGUACGUACGGCACCUUCGAAGUAACGCUCACCACCUCAGACAAUAGGCGGACGCGCGUCCUCGUCACCUUGGCGCACCCUCGAACGGCUCCCGAACACACGCCCUCGCCGGAUUUGGCCCGACUCCAUCAAGAACCCACCGAUAUGGAUCACCGGCACGACCUCGACUCGCCUCACGAAGCCUCAUUCGGCAGGAUCGACUCACGCAAACGUCUUCAAGCACCCGGCCCAUCCGACAACAGCAAUCCUCUCCAUCUUUCGUCUUCCCCUCUCGACCUCCCCCAUGCUCACCGCGGCAGAAUCGUCGAACUCGACGAUGCCGGUGAGUACAUCGGCAGCACGCAAACGUUAUCCAACUCAAACAUCUCUAGGCACCCGGCGCGUCCAUUGCUCCAUAGGACAAUAGCUGGCCGAUCGCCGCCAGCGGACGCCUCGAUUCUCGAACCGACGGUCUCUACCUCCACCAGCGACACCGGCGAGCCCCCACCAGUCGAAGCCUACCAUGAACACAUCCCCGACUCGCGAACCGAAGAGACGCCCGCUACGCCUAGGUCUCGGCUUAGCGAGCGCGGACGAUCAUCGCCGGUACGUACCGUUGCAGAAUCUUCGAGGACAUCGGUGAUUUACGAUGUCUCCUUGAAGAUUCAGUCGUUAGGUACGUGCCGGGCGAAAAUACGGAGCCGCUCGCAGCGAGACCGAUGGGUAGAAACCCCGAACCUCGUACGCUCGACUCAAGACCCCGGACGACUCAUCGAACACCUCAACGCAGCCGCCCUGUUUCGAGAAGAGAUACACCCGCCCGACGGAUCGAACGCGGUACUAUACAUCAUCAUCGCGCCCUCUCCCUACGCUAACGAACACGAUGACUCUUCAGCCGACGGUAGCGGAACAAAUACACCGAAUCGGCGACAGGACGUACCUCCCGAAGAUCCCCGCAGAUGGCCGCCGUCCUUUCGACGCUCCGACCAGAUGCCGCACUCCCCUUGCGAGCGGGACACGGGGUUACCACCAGACGGACCUAGCGAGGAUAUUAGAAGCACGGAGGACGCGAUAACGAGGUAUACCCGGUACCUCAUAUCACGUACUCCGCAGGCUAAUCCGAGCGAUGUUCCUUUCCUGCAGCACGUUCGGUACCGCUCUGCCGAGAUUGGAAGCUGUCUGUUCGCGACGCGACCAAAUAGGGACGAGGCGUCGACAUCGCGAAACCUCGCGCACCACCCAGACAAUACCGCGGACGACUCCCGAAGGCAAGAUACCCACUUCGACUCCCAAACCAGGGCGCUGCGCAGGACGAUCGGUGAGUUCGCUCCAUGCCAUCUGAACCAGUCGGCGCGAGGCAAGGCUUACCCAGACGCAAUCCAGGCAUACUCCGACUUUCGACGAGAAAGGACGGCCCCACUCGAAGGCAAGGCUAUGGAACCGCCGCUCGUCAAACCCGCUAUGCAAUCCAACAGUCUUCUUCGGCAACCCAUACGACUCUCGCACGGAACCAUCGGUCCAGGCUCUCGCAAUGAGCAUAAAAGCUCAGGUGCGUGUCUGGACACCCAAGUCACCAGAAACACUCGCUUACCCUUCGCUAGUCUAUCAAACUGCACGCCUCACUCGAAUCCGCCCCCUAUGUCUCAUGCGCAACCCAAGAUUUCGACGACGAACCUCACGCUCGAUGCGUACCCGUCUCCGCCUCAAGAAACGACUUCUCCACUGGAUUCUUCGCCCUCGACGACUCUCUCGCAACGGCCCACACCCGGAUUCGACGCGACAGUCAACGGACCGCUCAAUAUAGGACUCAAGGACGAUAUGAUGUACGCUACUCGUACCCCCCUCUCUGACGCUGAACUUACAGAAAUUCUUCGGUUCGGCAGAGAGGAGGGCGGCUGGACUCGCCUUCCGGACCCGAUUUCCCCUUCGCCGGCGAAGAUCUAUGCUCCGCAGCCCCGCCCUGCUACGAACCCCGACACCUCGUCGAACACGCUACACGCAAGCUCUAUUCAAUUCCCGAGCACACCGCACCCACUCACCGGACGCGUCCUCGACGACGAAGACUAUUGGCCCAUCGUCACGGAGGCCGAAGGAAUAGGCGAAGAUGUCGACUUCCCUGGGUACUACCGGGCAGCCGGUUGCCUCAUCCCUCUCGGCGACCCUCUAUUCAGCGAGAAUCGGUUCAAAGCCCCGAUCCGUGCCGAAUCGCCCCCAUUCUACCCAAACUCGAUCCAUCUCCUGAUGGCCUCCGACCGCUC
Molecule: messenger RNA, 2882 nt
Organism: Punctularia strigosozonata HHB-11173 SS5
Lineage: Eukaryota; Fungi; Basidiomycota; Agaricomycetes; Corticiales; Punctulariaceae
Exons: 4
Source: RefSeq, a predicted model, not a curated record